GUGGGUUGUGUGUAUGUGCGAGUGAGUGUGUGUGUGUGUGCGUGUGUGCAAGUACUCGGUGGUGGCUUUGGCGGAGAUGUUUUGGUUGUGAUGCUCCUCAUUUUACCUCCUCCGCCGCUAUUCCCGUGAGGCACGGCACACAACAACCGUGAUGUAGCCCACACAACAACCACCACAACCACCACCACCACCACCACAACCAGACCCGUCCCUCAAGACAAACCCAAUACAGACCCAGCCGCCACCACCACCACCACCAGUCACCCACGCCGCCACCACCACCACCACCACAAUCAUGUCGGAGUACUGCCUGCGCUGGAACAACCAUCGGCCUAACCUGGUGACGGUGUUCUCGGAAUUGCUCACCUCGGAGGCCCUGGUUGACGUGACGCUGGCCACCGACGGACACUACAUCCACGCCCACAAGCUGGUGCUGUCCGCGUGCAGUGUAUACUUCAAGGACCUGUUUGGCGCCAACCCCUGCAAGCAUCCUAUAGUCAUCCUGAAGGACAUUCGCAUCGAGGACCUCAAGACUGUGAUUGACUUCAUCUACCGCGGCGAGGUCAAUGUGGCCCAGGACAGGCUGCAGGACGUGCUCAGGACGGCGGAGUCCCUGCGUAUCAAGGGCCUGGCGGAGAACCCUCGGGGCUACGAUGAUAUGUCUAGUCACAGCACACGCUUCCUGGGGGCUCGUGAGGCCACCCGUCAGAGGUCCUCACUGACGGACUCCCGGGAACAGUCCUUGUCCCUGGAGGGGGAGGAGGAAGGGGGGGAGCCUGCCACGCCCCCCUCCAACAAGAGAAGGAAGAUCACCCCCUCCCACGAUAGCUCAGAGAGUGUGCAGGAGGAGGGUGAGAGCGAGGAGAGAGGAGGAGGCAGUGCAGGGGGAGGAGGCCCAGCAGGAGGAGGAGGAGGAGGAGGAGGCAGCAGGGAGGUGAAGGAUGAGCCGCUGGAUGAGCAAGACGGAGACAGGCCAUCCAGGGAGAGCAGCGAGCAGGACACAGCCAGCAUGGGUGGUAGCCAGGAGAGCGGAGGGCCAGCGGAUGACACCAGCACCACAGCCACAACCGCCCCAGCCGGCACCAGCGCCACCGACCAGUCACUGCCCCCACACUCCCAGGGCCGCAACAAGCGCGGGGUGUUGCAGCGGCAGCAGGGCAUCAUCCGCGAUGGUGGCGGCGGCGGCGGCGUGGUGGUGGAGGAGAAGGGCUUGGUCGAGGUGAAGGGCGAAUCCAAGGCAGAGUUGGGCCUGGGCCUAGGCCUGAGCGUGCCCUGCAGCGUGGGGGAGCUGAUCGUGCCGGACACGGUGGUGGUGACGGGCGGCACGGUGACGCUGACCACCGCGCCGCCCGCGGCCACGCUGCUACAGGUGCCGACCACGCUGAUGGUGGCGGGGCGCGAGGCGGGCCUGGCGGGGCUGCCUAAGCAGCACUCCCACCCCACGCCCCUGCUGCACCCCGCCACGCCUCCAGCCAUGGCCAAGCAGCUCUCGCAUCCCGAGGCGCGCGGCCCCCCCACUCACGUGGGGCCCCCCGCCAUAGCCCGCCAGCGCUCGCACCCCUCCGUGCUGACGCACACCCCGCCACCCCCGGCCCUGGAGCGGCUGGCCCCCCAGAGCACACACGCCACGGCGGCCACGGGCGGGGGCGCCGCUCCGCCCUCCGGCCAGCAUCUGCAGGUCAUCCCCUACCCCGUGUUGUUGAAACAGCAGCGGUCGGCCCCCGGGGGCGGCGCACCCAGCGCCGCCGCCACGCUGCGUCCCAUCCAGCCCAAGCCGCUUAGCACCGCCGCUGAGGCCGCCACCCUGGAGGUGCCGGUCAAGAAGGAUCUGCCGCUCAUCCGUCUCACGCCCUCUGAGGACAGCGGCGGCACCUGCGGCGGCGGGUACGGAGGCGGCGGGCCGCGCUCCCUGCCGCGCGCCGCCAGCGAGGAGCCGGCCCUGACGCGGCACCCCGCCGAGCACACGCAGGAGCUGCUGUCGGCGGGCGCCUCGGUGCUGGUGCAGAGCGUGUCACAGGACUCGGGUCUGGAGGCGGGGCCGCCAGCGUCGGCCUCGGCGGCGGCGGCUGCGGCGGCCACGGCGCGGCUGAGCCCCGGCGCGCCCCUCUCGGCCCUGACUCUGGGCGGGGCGGGCGUGCGCGCCGCCUCGUCCCCCGGCCACUGUCCGGUGCUGCGCGGCGGCCCCGCGCUGGGCUGCAACUUCUGCUGGAACAGCACGGACCCGCAGGGCCGUGUGCUGCGCCGCAAGACCAAGUACCACUGCCCGGAGUGCCGCACCAACCUGUGCAUCGUGCCGUGCUUCCACGAGUACCACCGCCAGAUAGAGCGCGCCCAGGACGCCGACAAGCAGAUCAGCAAGAUACUCACCAAGACGGGAUCCCUCUAGGCGGCCCCCCCGCCCCCCCUCACCCCGGCACACAGGGGCACCCCGUCCUUCACCAAGCAAUACUGAGCCGUGUGUGCGUGUGUGUGUACGCCUUCUGUGUGCACCUCUCACCCCGUGUGCGUGAACUGACCAUGUGCACCUCAUAGAAAGACUCGUAUGUGCACCUCUCUAGAUGUCUUCACCCGCGUACACACACACACACACACACACACACACAGGGGAGUCGCCAGUGUGUGUGUACAUAACAAACACUUACACGCGUCCACAUGAACGUUUCAGGCGCCGUGUGUGCGUAUUUCCAAGUGAACGCCGCGUGUGCACAUAAACUGACUGGAUUGUGUACGUCAAGUGGCGUGUAGGUAUCGCUAAGAACAGCCUUGUGUGUACGUAUAGGUAAGGAAAAGCCGCUGUGUACGUAUGUACGUAUGUGUGUAUGUUUUGUAAGCUGUUCCUCAUUGUCUUGCUUGGUUCAGUCACUGUGUGUGUGUGUGUGUGUGUGUGCUUCUCUGAUCAUUAGUUAUUAUUAUUAUUAAUAUUUUCAUCAGAGAGAGAGAGAGAGAGAGAGAGAGAGAGAGAGAGAGAGAGAG
Messenger RNA from Eriocheir sinensis (Chinese mitten crab), 2973 nucleotides. RefSeq lists its product as uncharacterized. The transcript is spliced from 8 exons. Gene Ontology annotation, cellular component: nucleus. NCBI's taxonomy places the organism in Eukaryota, Metazoa, Arthropoda, Malacostraca, Decapoda, Varunidae. Bases 296 to 2386 code for a protein of 696 amino acids. Gene Ontology annotation, molecular function: DNA binding; protein binding. The record is from RefSeq and is a predicted model, not a curated record. Gene Ontology annotation, biological process: regulation of transcription by RNA polymerase II.